AUGCUUCAAGUUUCAACAUUGAACAGAACCGAGAGUCCGUUGGGCUCUGGAGUAUAUAAUGAGGGCAAUUUACUUGGUAAAUAUCGAAACCAGAUCCUCAGCACCGAGACGUCUAGCAAAGCCCAAAGGCGUGCAUUCAAGAGACUUCAACAAUUCCUCAACAGCCUCUUCGGCAAGGCUGCGCCUGCAAACGAGAUCGACGGUCCGUACGAAAGCUGUCUUUCGCCGCUGGUAAAAGCAGAACGAGGCGGGUUCGUACCGAUCUGCGAUGUCAUCAGAUGCUUCUACGAAACCUGUGGUCACAUAGAGACCAAAACAUCCUGCCACAACUACAUGGGCAAUAUCAUGAAGCAACCCGACCGCGGUAUCAACCCCCGCUGGAUCCCCUGCAACAGGGAUGUCUGCGAUCAAAGCGUCAUAGUCACUAGAUGCAUGCCAGGCUCCUGCGUGCAGUGCGAGACGCAAGAUGACCCUACUGACCCCCUCCGCAUUAGUUUUGACGCAGACCCUACCAUCACCCGCUCAGAUUUCAAUAGGAACACAAUCCCCUCUAAAGAGAUUGAGAGGCGGACACUCGACUACCGCAAACGCGCGGCCGACACCCAAACUCGUCACCGCGAGUUAUCGCUACGUUACGAUCCUAAUAACCUUCUUUACAGUGAAUUCUCUACAAAACGCUUCGAUCGUACCGCCCGCGACUUCAUCGAGCACUACAGGCAGCUACGGAGACAUCCCGGCGUCGUGGACCCGGAGCAGUUCUACACUGAGGUCCGCAAACAGCGCGCAGAGGAGGACAAGAAGGGUAUUAAGGUCGAGCACCGGCAGUACUUCUCCGGCGGCAAGUUCGACGAGACGGACCUGCUGUGCCGCUUGGAUCCGACAGAUACUCGUCUCGCUGAGGAGCAGUGCUUAAUUUGCCAGGAUGGCUUCGUGCCUGAGGCUCGGGAUCCGAGGAUGAUGCCAUGCGAACAUAUUUUUCAUUGGGCCUGCAUCUCGCAGUGGUAUUAUAGGACGAGUCGAACUUGUCCGUACUGCCGGAGGGGGUAUCACGUUAUGACUCUGCCGCGGUUCUUGCCGCCACCGUGA
Pseudogymnoascus verrucosus is the source of this 1086-nucleotide messenger RNA. RefSeq lists its product as uncharacterized. Gene Ontology annotation, biological process: ubiquitin-dependent protein catabolic process. Gene Ontology annotation, molecular function: ubiquitin protein ligase activity. NCBI's taxonomy places the organism in Eukaryota, Fungi, Ascomycota, Leotiomycetes, Thelebolales, Thelebolaceae. The coding region runs from base 1 to 1086 and encodes 361 amino acids. The transcript has 2 exons. The record is from RefSeq and is a predicted model, not a curated record.